Jatropha curcas is the source of this 989-nucleotide messenger RNA. RefSeq names its product NADH-ubiquinone oxidoreductase-like protein. Gene Ontology annotation, biological process: respiratory electron transport chain. The record is from RefSeq and is a predicted model, not a curated record. Gene Ontology annotation, cellular component: respiratory chain complex I. NCBI's taxonomy places the organism in Eukaryota, Viridiplantae, Streptophyta, Magnoliopsida, Malpighiales, Euphorbiaceae.
UGAAAGAAAAUCCAUGUAGAUGAACGGUUGAGAUAUUGCCGGUCAUUACUGUAAACCAACAGUCCCAUUUCUCUCUAAACUGAGAAAAACGCUGUGAGAGAGCAGCAGAGAAGAAUAUAAGAAAGUAAAGAGAGUAGUGAUCCGGAGAUUCACCGGGAGAAAGAUUAGCAAUGUUUCUUCGGGUGAUCGCACGGCCAUUGAUGGCCAAGGUGAAGCAGACUACGGGGAUCGUGGGUCUGGAUGUGGUCCCCAACGCGAGAGAGGUGCUGAUCAAUCUUUACAACAAAACCCUAAAGGAGAUUAAGGCGGUCCCUGAGGACGAAGGAUACCGUAAGGCGGUGGAGAGCUUCACGAGGCAUAGGCUGCAGGUGUGCCAAGAAGAAGAAGACUGGGAAAUGAUCGAGAAAAAGCUUGGGUGCGGCCAGGUCGAGGAGCUUAUCGAGGAGGCCCAAGACGAGCUCAAGCUCAUCGAGAAAAUGAUCGAGUGGGAUCCUUGGGGUGUUCCUGAUGACUAUGAGUGCGAAGUUAUUGAAAACGAUGCUCCUGUACCAAAGCAUGUUCCUUUACAUCGACCUGGUCCUCUUCCUGAGGAGUUCUACAAGACGCUUGAGGCUGUGCAGUCCAAAACUGAUGCACCUGCAGUCACAUCUGGUCAGUCAGAGACAAAGGAGUAAUGCACAACUGACACAUCUUGAGGAACAACAAACUUCGGAGUUGAAUCCUUGUUCUUAGUUUAUUAUUUGUGUUUGUUCUCUUGUAAUUCAUGUUUACCAGAUUGGAUAGGGUUUUCAUGAGACAACAGCCAGAAUGAUUCAGUGAAUAAGCCUGACAUAAGUGGAUGUUACGAGAAGUUUUUUUUAUCAAAUCUCAUUCUUGCUUCCUGUUGUUAAACACAAUGUAUUUUGUGUCCAUCUGAAAACUUUUGUUCAUGUAGACAGGACAGCAACUGCUCCUUAAAUGAGAGAAAUUUUCGCAGUUUGUGAGCUUCA